Molecule: messenger RNA, 1768 nt
Organism: Maylandia zebra (zebra mbuna)
Lineage: Eukaryota; Metazoa; Chordata; Actinopteri; Cichliformes; Cichlidae
Source: RefSeq, a predicted model, not a curated record
UUCGUUGCUAAGUAACGCACAGAAUGGUCAGGGGACGAUAAAGGCAGAACUUGAAGCAUUAGAUUAAAGACACUCUCUCCUAAUUAUAUUUUUUACUAGUACCAUUAGCUGAAGCAGUUUUAUAGUGUAGCAGUUCACUGAAUGGCAAGUGAUUUGGUCUUUAAGUCAGUUUAAUUGGAAAUGGAUCGAUACAAGCGCCAGAUUAGACUCCGUUGUGACAGUGGAUUACCUAUCAAACGAGAUACACCCGUGAAACCAGCGCUGACCAGACGAGACCAGCACAGGAAACUUCUAUUCCGCAAGCAUUAUGAAGCUUUUCCAGAAGAACCUGAGAGGGAAGUCACGAAUGACUCCACUGUCAAACCAAAGAGCCCAGUAUCUGCCAACACUGUACACCAUAAAUCUACUUUUAGCUUAAGCACUCCUGCAUUUACUGAAACUACCAGACACAAAGCAACCUUACCUGCCAUUCAGGUGACUGUAGUAGAGGCUCAUGAAGGUGAUGAAAUGUCGGGUAAAGAAGACGAGCAAAGCUUGGCAGUGACGCCAGAAAGCUUCACAUUAUCUAGCAUGGAGACUGCCACAACUUUCAGCUCUGGUGACACAGAGGAUGAGGACUUUUUGGACUCUGCAACUUCUAACAAUCUUCCCUCUCCAGAGAUCUUCAGAAGAGAAAACAAGGUGGAAACCUUCAAUUUUUCCAUUGAGGAAGACCUGCUGGAUCUCCAUCGUCACAUAAAAAACUCCACUUUGUUGGAUGUCAGCCAUGCUGAGAGCAUACACAUGCAUCAUCCCCCUAACCUUUCUACCAUCCUGGGAGUAACUCUGUCUGCAGAUGCCUCCACUAUUCUUGCUGAAAAGACCUGUGAGAUCAGCAACAACAGAGAAGCCGGAUCUGCUGCUAAAGUACAAAAUGACUCGUUGAAAUCAGACAAAACCUUUAAGAGGAAAACCCCACCAAGACUCAGCUACAGAAGACCCAUCUUGUGUAAGAAGAAGGUUUCAUUCAAAAGUCCUGUAAUUGCUGAGACCUUUGAUGGAAAAUGCAUACCAGCCUCAAAGUUAAUGACUCCCAGUCUCAACAAGCCAUUGCAAAUGUCCAGCCCACCUGAGGAGUUGAAGCCUGAUGCAGAGAUCAGCUCGGAAGAAGAAACAUUAGCUCUGACCAUGUUGCUAAAAAGCUGUUUAGUGCACCGAACCAUCUUUCCUGCCACAUUUGAAGCUAGAAUAAGAAAACAGAAAACUGUGGCUUUACCCCCUCAUCUGGAUUAGAUUAGUCUAAUUGUAGAAAGUCCUAUAUGAAAAUGGUCUGUAACUACUUAAAAGAAGGAGAGAAGAAUCUAUGGAACAAACUUAAAAUAACAUUUAAGAACUAAUUAAAGAGACAUGCUAGACUGGCGUUUAUGUUCAUAUGAAAAAAGUGUGAUGUGAAAUGACCACUAGAUGGCACAUAUGUAUUUACCUUUAAAAACCAUUGUCUGUCUUGUCCAUACAGUGAGCUUUUCCACCUUUAAAUGUGAUAUAUGUGUGUCUAUAUAUGUGUGUUUUUUUGCUUGUUGUGCUUGUCCAUAUUUGCAUUUAUUCUCGUGACACGUGUUACUAUAGACUUUCUAAAUGAAGAAUGAUUUAAAAGCAAAGUUUAAAUGUAUAAGAUAUGUAUUUUAAGUAUACUCCAUCUAUAUUUAUGUAUAUUUGUCUUUGUCCUCAAAAUCUGCAUAUGUAUUUGAUUUAGAAAGUGUCUAAAGCAAAUAAAAAUACAUUAAAAUGC